UAUUACAAAUAACAUCUAUCUGGUUUUUCUAAAUGCCUGGAAGGGUCGAUUUGGAAAGUUGCCGAGCCUCAUUUUUUUAAUUGCUUUUAAACUUCAGUAUUUUUCCAAGAUAUCUGACAUUCCCUUUACAAAUACACAAUCAGAUAAAGAAUAGGUAUAUAUAGGAGAGCGAAUGGACGGAUUUUCACACCAGUUCGCCAUGAUCUUGACGAGCAUCGAGUUCUCCCUCUUCGUUCUCGUUGCCCUCCAUAGCAACGUUCUCUGCGUCCCACCGUGGAACCCAGAAAUUAACGAAUGGAAUUCGAACACGAAUCACACGUCGUACGAUCAAAUAGACGAAUUGGAGGAGGAUAGAAUCUUCGGCGGCGAAUACGCGAUGCAGAAUCAAUUUCCAUUUAUGGCCGUGGUCCAUCAAUUGAGGGGGAACGGGAGAAUCUCGCAGUGCGGCGGAACCAUAAUUUCAUCGAGAUGGGUAUUAACGGCGGGCCACUGCGUAGCGUCCGGCCCUCACCAAUUCCUCGUCGUUUUCGGUACCCGCGACAAAACCGGUAUAGCAUAUAAUUUUUAUCGAGGGCCGGGAGUGGCUAUGUUAACGACCCAGGCCGUGCUCCAUCCCGGCUACAGGACAACCAUGAACGACAUCGCGUUGCUGCACAUGCCGCAAAAUAUCCCGUUCGGAAACAGCAUUCGGCCCAUUCAAUUCGCCGGCAACAGAUACGCGGACGAGACGCACGCCGAUAAAAAGGGGAUGGUGAUCGGGUGGGGGAAAGACGGGCCAACCGGGACCGGAACAAAGAGGCUGAAGUACACCGCCGUGCCGAUCAUCUCGAAUUACGAGUGCUCCAUGUAUUGGCCCAUCACGGAGUCGCACGUGUGCACCUCGGCUGCGUACGAGCAAGACGCGUGUCAGGGAGACAGUGGCGGUCCAUUGAUCGUGAUGAAAAAUAGGAAGCCUCUUCAAAUUGGAAUAGUAAGCUACGGAGACGGAAAUUGUCCAAGCAGUAAACCAGGGGUGUUCACUAGGGUCUCCAGUUUUAUUGAUUGGAUCGAAGAAGUUACCAACAUUCGUUUGUGAAGGAUGAUUAAUAAUGUAUCCGUUUCAUAAUAUCGUUUGUAUUGUCAGC
This is a messenger RNA of Apis mellifera (honey bee), 1124 nucleotides long. Its product is annotated as chymotrypsin-like protease CTRL-1. Lineage: Eukaryota; Metazoa; Arthropoda; Insecta; Hymenoptera; Apidae. The coding region runs from base 173 to 1075 and encodes 300 amino acids. Gene Ontology annotation, biological process: proteolysis. The record is from RefSeq and is a predicted model, not a curated record. Gene Ontology annotation, molecular function: serine-type endopeptidase activity. The transcript is spliced from 4 exons.